GGCGGGCCCUCGGGGCGGAGGCGGGCAGGCAGGCGCCGGAUCUGGCCGCGCGGUCCCCGGAGCUCGCUGGAGGCGCCGCGAUGACCGCUCUGAGACGGGGUGAGGCCGCCGAGGCGGGCAGGAAUAAACUGAUCUGCAGGCUUCCAGGAAGGAUGGCGUGUGAGAUUGUCCCUUCUAUCAGGGAGCACAGGACUCCUGCCUGAGCUGCUGCCUCUGGACUCUGACAGCUUCAGCCUCACCCUGAACAGCAGGGCUGGUCUUGGGUGGGGGUAGAGGACCUGCCCUGGGGAUGGUGAUGCUGGUCGGGAAAGGUGUCCCCAUAGAGCCACCCUUCCUGAUGCAGGCCUGUUUCUGCUUAGCAACCAGCAGAUGCAUGGAAAGACAGCUUCUCUGAAGAGCCCUGUGUCCUGCACAGAGAAACUAGCCAGGGUUCAGGCACCCCUGAACUCCAGCCUUGGUAGCCUCCAUCAGGUCAGGUGAGUCUGCUGAGCUCCAGGCUGCCGGGAGGAGGCUUCCAGAAGGGCAUUCCUGCUGGGAUCAUGGCCCAUAGCCAGGCCCCGGAGCUGUGAGUCUGACAUCUCCACCUCACCCACUCCCCAAGCUGGUCCCCAUCCUUGUGUCUCCUACUCAUUUAUCCCUGGGUCUUCUCCUCUGCUUAUCCUUUGGCCAGAGAAGUGGGAGAGGGUUUUUGACACUUGGGGGUGGGAGGCUCCUAAGCAUCUCCAGGAGGCGGAGGCUCAGGCUGAGCGAACCUCCUGGGGAGCCACUGCCCACAGCUGUCUGGGAGGAGGGCUGGUAGCCUGCAGGGUCAAGCUACAUACUUGCUGUUGCUUAUCACUUUGCUGUGGCUCCUAGAGAAGGGCCUCAGUCUCCAAUCUCUGCUCUAAGCUUCUGGCUUGAAGCCAGGGCAGACCUGGCCCUGAGGAUGUAUGGGCAGAACUCAAGGGUUCCUUGUCCCUGGAAUGGAAUGUCUCCUUUGCAGUCUGCACUGGCCAGAAGGCUUGAAGAGUGAAGAGAUCAAGAAGUGUGGCCGAGAAGGGACACUACUGAGUAAAUACAACCAGCAAUACCACAAGCUGUUUAAGGACAUCCCUUUGGAGGAGGUUGUUCUCAAAGUGUGUUCCUGUGCCCUCCAGAGGGACCUUCUUCUCCAGGGCCGGCUCUACAUCUCCCCCAACUGGCUCUGUUUCCAUGCUAGCCUCUUUGGCAAGGAUAUCAAGGUGGUCAUUCCUGUGGUGUCUGUGCAAAUGAUCAAAAAACACAAGAUGGCCCGGCUCCUUCCCAAUGGCCUGGCCAUCACCACCAAUACCAGCCAAAAGUAUGUCUUUGUGUCACUGCUUUCCCGGGACAGUGUCUAUGACAUGCUGAGGAGGGUCUGCACACACCUACAGCCUUCCAGCAAGAAGAGCCUGAGUGUAAGAGAAUUUCCAGAGGAACCUGAGUGCGAGUCUCUGGAAGUCCUCAUCCCUGAGAUGAAGUGGAGAAAGGUGUGCCCUGCCUCCAGGUCCCUGUCCCUUCCAGACAACAUCCCUUGUAUCCCUCGGGCAUCCAUGGACUCCACCGACAGCUUCUUUCCCUCCAGGAAGCCUCCAGGCUCUGAGAAUGCUGUCUGUGAGAAGGAGAAACUGGAGGAGUUGCCCAGGAGCGACGGGGAGCUGAGGCUCUGGGAUUGCCAGCUCCUCAAGGUCAUCUUCGUGCUGAUCUGCUUCUUGGUCAUGUCCUCAUCGUAUCUGGCAUUCCGCAUCUCCCGGCUGGAACAGCAAUUAUGCUCCCUGAAUUGGGAUGGCCCAAUCCCUGGGCACAGGUAACAGCCACCUGGCCUUUGUCCCCACUUCUCCAUGAAGAAUGCUGUGUGUGCUAAGGUUCCACCAGUGAUCGCCGUGGUUUAUGCUGCUGCUGCACUGAGACUGAGUAUGAAGGAACACAGUCCAGAUCCUUCCUCCUCCCCCUAACUCUUAUCUCUCCUGUUUACAAAGCUCCUACAAUUUGGGGACUCGGACAAAGAGCCAGAUUCUUGGAACAACUCAGAAAUUCUGUAUACUAAGCUUCAGCAAGCACUUCAGUGAAAAAAAAGAAAAUUAACUUGUUCCUUGGAAACAGCCUGGCACAGGUGCAGAACACUAGGAGCCACCGGAGGGACAAAGGCCAUGCUUUGGUUCCUGGAACGUACCUCUCCAACUGUCACGCGGCUCACUGCCUCAGUGGGACAGAGGCUCUAACCCAAACCACCAGUGGGGCUCUGCUCUCUCCCAACAUACUGUGCUCUCACUUGCGCCCCUGAGAGUCUCUGUUCCGGGAGCCAGGCCCCUGUCAGGCCAAGGGCAGACUGGGGGAGAGGAAGGGGAGGGGGAAGCUAUCAACAAGGAGAGGAGGGCGUGUGGCUAGGAUUCCAGCUAGAGAGGAACGUUCGUGCCCUGUGCUGAGGCUCUAUCCUGGCCACUCACAAAGAGGCUGGCUGAAUCUGGAGUACUUGCAGCAGAGGAUGGUGGCAGGGGCUGUGAAGGAGAGCAGAGGUCCAGCAUUCUGUGUCCUGAGCUGCCACUUCCUGGUGAGACAGGUGGAGCGGGGCCUUUGAUCACUGUGGUCACAGACCUGGUACUGUCUUCCCCUCGUGUGCUCAAACAGUUCUAAGGUCCCCCAGGCGGGAAGUAGGGGCUGGGGCUGGGGUGGGUGGGAAGGUUGGUGGCUUUGAUUUGAGUUUUGCUUUGUAUUCCCUGGCCGACUGCCUGAGAGGCCAUGACCCAUAGCAACCUGUCGGGAGGUGAGGCUGGGCAGCUGGGCAGUUGGGCACAAUGGUAUAGGGCCACUGCAGGGCAAAGCUCACUCAUGUCACCAGAAAUAAGUAUGUUGCGGGCCAUGGGGGGAGGCUUCUCCAUUCUAUGAAUAAGGUAGAGGUGUCCAAGGUGGGCCUGGUACAGUGCAGGGACCAGGCCAAGGGGUUCUGUCUGAUAUCUCUGGGGACAAGAGAAGUAGGGGAUGAGAAGAGUAGACACAGUGGUAGCUUUCUUUCAGAGAUUCCUCCACUUCUGCCAGGGCCACCUGUUUUCUAAACAGCUCGUCUAUGCCUCAGAACUCUGCCUGCUCUUCCUGGGACUCCCAUCUGCUAAGACAGUGCCUUUGGAGGUUCUAGAGGGGCCUCAGUGAAGAGGUCAGAGGUAUCAAGGGAAAGUCACUGGUGAUGGGGUGAGUGGUGUCAGAAAUAGCCUCUGUUUUUCCUCCUUCGGACACCUGAAAGGUUAAUCAGGGAGAAAUCCAAGCAGAAAUUAUUUAUUGCAGAGCCAUGAUUGUCCUAUUAGGACAAACCCAAACAAGAAUUGGAGGGACUGACUGCAGGUGACAAGUCCCAAAGCUCAGACUAGCAGUCUCUUCAUCCUCACCCCAUUGCGGGUUCUAGGAUUAUGCUUAGAGCCUGGGGGCGUUGCUUGCACCUCAUCUGUAUGUAUCAGGUGAAACUCAUUCCAUUCUCCCCACAGCACCACAGUGGGGAAAACCCCAUCCUUUUUUUGGAACCAGCCCCCUUCAUCACUCCUUUCCAUCACGUCUUCAGGGAAAUACUUGCCCCAGUGUCUCCCGGCCCUGGUCCUUGCCGAAGGGCGGGGAGAGUAGGUCCAUUCUCUUGAGCCUUGCCAGGUUGAGCCAGAGGCUCAUGAGGGGCCAGCAGAGGUGCCAAGUCAUGGGUAACGGUGCCAAAGUGCUGGUGAAUCUAGUCUCCACCUGUGCCGCAGGCUCAGAAAGGGCAAGAGGCAUGCUGUAGGGUGGGGUGGCUCUGGAGGCCCUCUUGGGUCCAGGGAUUUCAGUGGUAUGAAUGUGCCUGUCGCUCUGGAGGGCCCUCUGUUUCUCCCUUUGAUUCCCCAGCCUGGUCCUCUGGGGCCAAUGUCCCUUUUGGUUGUGCUCAUUUGUAAACUGUGUAUUUGUACAGACCUGCUUGCACUGGCUGAUACUCCUUUAAUUCCCUGAGAGAUUGGUUCAACUAUCCUUGGGUUGUUCCACCAUAGCAUUAGCCUUUGAAAAUAUUUUAAAAUACAAAAAUUUGAUUUUUCUAGUG
Acinonyx jubatus (cheetah) is the source of this 4045-nucleotide messenger RNA. It is a transcript of the gene GRAMD2A, whose product is annotated as GRAM domain containing 2A. The transcript is spliced from 12 exons. Lineage: Eukaryota; Metazoa; Chordata; Mammalia; Carnivora; Felidae. Gene Ontology annotation, molecular function: phosphatidylinositol-4,5-bisphosphate binding. Gene Ontology annotation, biological process: regulation of store-operated calcium entry. The coding region runs from base 930 to 1808 and encodes 292 amino acids. Gene Ontology annotation, cellular component: endoplasmic reticulum membrane; extrinsic component of cytoplasmic side of plasma membrane; organelle membrane contact site. The record is from RefSeq and is a predicted model, not a curated record.